Messenger RNA from Medioppia subpectinata, 585 nucleotides. The record is from the annotation of a GenBank genome assembly. NCBI's taxonomy places the organism in Eukaryota, Metazoa, Arthropoda, Arachnida, Sarcoptiformes, Oppiidae.
AUAAUCCUAUUUCAACGCAAGUAUUUACACGCAAAGGACUUAAACGAUGCCCUCAUAGAUAUGCACCAAAACAAACGUUUCGGGAAAUUAGUGUUUUAUUUGGAAGCCUGCGAAUCAGUUAAAGAGCGAGAAAAAAUGCGAGUAAAUAUGCACGUGGUAUCUGACAGAGAUGUGCCCGUUUAUAUGCUACAAGCUAAUAUUAAAAACGCCAAUAAUGAUGCUGACAGACAAAGAUAUACUGAGGAAUUGAAGAGUUUGUUAAAUGAAAGACAAUCUGUUGACAAACAUAUGACUGAUUACGUGAAUAGUAUUCAACACUUACUGACAGUCGAUAGCAAUGCUAUUCUAAACACUAAACAAGAGCUCAAUAAUAGGGAAUGUUAUCGAAAAUUUGUAGAUAAUUCUCACGAUAACUGUUUUAAUAUGAAUCAAAAUCCAUACGUUUUGGGAAAACUGUAUAUAUUUGUGAAUAUAUGCGAAGAAAUGCGUGAAUCGAGUGAUGCGGACAUCAAUGCUGUCAACCAAUUGCUGAUACAAUACUGUCAACAAAACGUUGAUAACAAAUACUCACAGAUUAUUGAAUAA